AUGUAUGAAUAAUAUUGGAUUUAAUCAAAAAGUGACAAUCAAUACAUCACUUAAGUUGGUCUCAAAUACAAUGCCAUUCAUUGCAUUACACGUCGGCGCCGGUCAAUACGGGAGUUGUAGCCGACGGGAACUAUAUCUGAAAGCUUGUCGGAUGGCAUGUCUUGAGGCAAUAAAACGUCUGAACGACAAGUGUUCGGCCAUAGAUGGUGUGGUAGAAGCUAUCUCUUCGCUCGAAGAUAACGACGUAACAAAUGCUGGUUUGGGAUCUAAUCUUAAUUUGAACGGUUGUGUUGAAUGUGAUGCGAGUCUAAUGGAUGGMCAUAGACUCAAUUGGGCGGCAGUCGGUGCUCUACAAGGCAUCAAAAAUCCAAUAAAAGUGGCCGAAUGUGUAUUAAAUGGCCAAAACAAGCGACAGCCGUGCGGUUUGAUUGCACCCAAUUUUCUGGUCGGUGACGGCGCCCGAGAUUACGCUCUAAAUAAUGGUUGCGUGACAUCGGAUCUAACGACUGAAAAAUCUAAGAAUUUGUAUAACAAAUACAAACGACAACUCGAAUCGGAAACUGUGGACAAUAAUAGUUUGAUUAAUACCAAACAUAGACGUCURGACACUGUCGGUGCCAUUUGUGUGGACUGGGAGGGCAAUGUUGCUGCCGGUGCUUCCAGUGGUGGCAUUCAUCUCAAGUCAUCGGGAAGAAUAGGUCAGGCAGCAAUGAUGGGAUGUGGUGUUUGGGCGCAAAACAAUAUUGCUGUCACUACUACCGGUGCCGGAGAGUACUUAACGAAAACAAUGUUUGCCAGAGAGUGUGCCAAUCAAUUACUCGGCAAUUGUGACCAAAAUAAUAUGUUAGCUCUGAAUAAAGCAUUCAYUAAUGGAUUCAUUGAAUCUCCAUUCCUUCAAAACAUUGACAAAGUUGACCGAUUGGCCGGUGUUUUAGSUCUAAGUCAUGAUCGGGAGUCCAAUAAAACCGAGUUGUUAUGGGGUCACAGCACACACUCCAUGUGUGUCGGGUAUAUGUCUACAACYGAUGUUAAGCCCAAAGCUUAUGUCUCACAAUUGCCGACCGACUCUCAGCCGGGAAUUAAUUUUAUCGUUGAAGGCAUUAAUAUCUAAUACAAGUAUAUAUCAC
This is a messenger RNA of Oppia nitens, 1127 nucleotides long. It is a transcript of the gene Tasp1, whose product is annotated as threonine aspartase 1-like. The record is from RefSeq and is a predicted model, not a curated record. The transcript has 6 exons. NCBI's taxonomy places the organism in Eukaryota, Metazoa, Arthropoda, Arachnida, Sarcoptiformes, Oppiidae. Gene Ontology annotation, biological process: protein maturation. Gene Ontology annotation, molecular function: threonine-type endopeptidase activity. Bases 5 to 1111 code for a protein of 368 amino acids.